GAUGGCCAAUUCAGUUUGACGAAAAUCGUCGCUUCGAACGAACGGAUUAUCCAACGAACCAGAAACGAGAAACCCAAAAAUCCAGCACAAUGAAUUGCCUAUCCGCGAUGUUUAAGUACCUGCUGUACUUGCUCAACCUGAUCUUCGUGGCCGGUGGCAUCCUGCUGAUCGUGGUGGGCUCCAUCAUGCUGUCAACGAUGGGUAACUUCACCGCCUUCGAGGGAGCAGUCAACACACAAACUAUCCCAAUCACGAUUAUCGUCAUCGGUUGUGUCACCUUCGUGGUGGCCUUCUUCGGAUGCUGCGGCACUAUUCGCGAGAACCCCUGUUGCACCACCAUUUACGCCAUCUGCAUGCUGAUCCUGUUUGGGCUGCAACUGGCCCUCUCGAUUUGGAUCUUCGCGGCGAACGAUAAGUUCCUAACCAGCAUGGGCAAGGUGGUGGACAAGGCUUGGGAUGAGAACGACGCCGCCCAGGGAUAUCCCAUGGAUGCCCUUCAGUUGGCUUUCAACUGCUGUGGCAAUGCGGGAUACGAUGAGUAUGUCGGCAGCAAGCCAGCCUCCUGCUGCGGCUACAAGGAUCGCAACAAGGCGUGUGAGGCCGAGAUCUACACCCUGCGUCCUGGUUGCCAAACUGAGUUCGUCGACUUCUGGGCCUCCAAUACGGACAUCAUUCGAUGGAGCAGUCUGAUCAUCGCCCUCUUCGAGCUGGGCAUCUUCAUCAUGUCCUGCUGCCUGGCCAGUGCGAUGAGGAAGCGCUAAACUAAUGGUCGGAGCAACCUUCUUAGCUGUAGCCCAGUUCCUAGCAUAAAUUCCAAAACAAAUCCAUCACUCAUCGUAAAUAAACCGAAAUAGGUUAAGCUCAAUGAAA
Drosophila rhopaloa is the source of this 870-nucleotide messenger RNA. RefSeq names its product 23 kDa integral membrane protein. Lineage: Eukaryota; Metazoa; Arthropoda; Insecta; Diptera; Drosophilidae. Gene Ontology annotation, cellular component: membrane. The transcript is spliced from 3 exons. The record is from RefSeq and is a predicted model, not a curated record. The coding region runs from base 90 to 761 and encodes 223 amino acids.